Molecule: messenger RNA, 765 nt
Organism: Saccharomyces paradoxus
Lineage: Eukaryota; Fungi; Ascomycota; Saccharomycetes; Saccharomycetales; Saccharomycetaceae
Gene: ALF1
Product: Alf1p
Exons: 1
Coding region: 1-765 (254 amino acids)
Biological process (GO): cytoplasmic microtubule organization
Cellular component (GO): microtubule plus-end; cytoplasm; nucleus
Molecular function (GO): microtubule plus-end binding
Source: RefSeq, a predicted model, not a curated record
AUGGUAAGAGUUGUCAUAGAAAGUGAAUUGGUCCGUACGGAAAAGCAAUUUCCACAAGAACUUAAAAUAAAUCAGUUCAAGGAUCGUCUGUACCAUAUUACCGGAGUAGAACCAAAAGAUAUGGAAAUAGUAGUCAAAAGACAACACGACAACAAGGAGAUUUUCAGCACUAAGAAAGGAGGCUCCUAUUCGGACGAAGAUGAAGAUGCCAACUUCUUAAAAGGCAAGGAGGAGCUCAUUGUGGUUGUUACAGACUCUAAUACCCAAUCGAUCACUAACCAACUGGCUAUGCAAGCGGAGGGAAUCCCCUCAACGCAAACAAUUAGUGAAGAGGAUUAUUUGCGAAGAGAUCAGUCCGUAUUACGAUGGAAGAUGGCUCACGGCUAUGGUAGGUUUAAUGCUGCACGACAGAGCCAGCGCGCUGUGCAGUCAAAGCAGGACGAGGCAUAUGCCCGAGAGCAAUUAGCGGCGGCUAUCGGCCGCCACUGUCAUAUCACGGUGGACGGCAGUGCUCCUCGUGAGGCGGUUUUACGGUACGUGGGGCCGCUGCCGUCGGGCGCGACGGGCACGUGGUGCGGUGUGGAGUUCACGGAGGCCGCGGGCAAAAACGACGGGCGUAUAAAUGGGGUAACGCUGUUUGGCCCUGUAGCGCCGGGUUAUGGAUCAUUUGUGCGUCCGCGUGCUGUGGAAAUCCAACCCAAGAACGAAGAAUCCGCCGAGAAGGGAAACGUCAAUGGUGACGUAGAGAGCGAUGAUGAAAUUUGA